AUGUUAACUGCAGCCAUUGAUUGUGUUAGAUUUUUGUUACGUCCGGGAUUAUCAUUUCGUGGGCAUGAUGAGUCUUCCAAUUCAGAGAAUCGAGUAAAUUAUUUAGAGCUAUUUGACUUUCUAGCUGAUCAUAAUGAGAAAAUUAAGACAGUAACAUCUGCAUAUGCCAACUCAAAUCUGAAGUUAAAUUCACCAAAAGUUCAGAAAGAAAUAUGUGUUGAUGCAUCAGCUCAAACUUUAACAUAUAUCAUGAAAGAUAUUGACAACUCGUACUUCUCACUUAUAGUUGAUGAAUCCCGUGAUGUUUCUACGAAAGAACAAGUUGCUAUUUCUAUGAGAUAUGUAGAUAGGUUGGACCAAGUGAUUGAAAGAUUUAUAGGCAUCAAACAUGUCACAUCCACUAAUGCAGUUACACUGAAGGCAGCCAUUGAAGACAUUCUAGCCAAACACUCGUUGAGCAUACAAAGGAUGCGUGGUCAAGGUUACGAUGGGGCAUCCAAUAUGCGAGGAGAAUUUCAUGGUUUAAAGGCCCUAAUUCUGAAAGAUAAUCCUCAAGCAUUUUAUGUUCACUGUUUCGCUCAUCAACUCCAAUUAUGUUUGGUGGCAGUGACAAAGAAUCAUUGGCAAGUUAAACAUCUUUUUGAGUUCAGUUAUAGAAUUAUUAAUACUAUUGGGGCUUCUUGUAAGAGAUCGGAUGCUAUUAAAUGUAUUCAGCAUGAUAAAAUACUUCUUUAUCUUAAAAAUGGCAAUCUCAUAAGUGGCAAAGGUUUGAAUCAAGAGAUAAAUUUGCAGAAAUCUAGUGAUACUCGUUGGAGUUCACAUUUUCACUCUUUGAUUAGUCUUAUGCGUAUGUAUGCUUCUGUGAUCGAGGUGCUAGAGAUUAUUAAAGAAGAAGUGGUUCAUGAUCAACAAUCGGUUGAAGCGGAUGUUCUGAUUGAUAUAAUGGAGUAUUUUGAUUUUAUUUUUAUAAUGCAUCUGAUGAUUGAUAUAUUGGGUAUUACGAAUGAGUUAUCACAAUCAUUGCAGAGGAAAGAUCAAGACAUUGAAAAUAAAAUGAAAUUGGUUCAAAUUUCUAAACAACGACUGCAACUACUAAGGGAGAAUGGAUGGAAUGCUUUACUAGAUGAAGUGUCACAUUUUUGUGGUGUUUUUGAAGUUGUUAUUCCAAAUAUGAAUGAAAUAUACAAAACUCAUCGUCGAUCAGUGAAAAGAGGUGAAGAUAAAACAAAUUUACAUCAUUAUCGUGUUGAUCUAUUUUAUACUGUAGUUGACAUGCAACUUCAAGAGCUAAAUAAUCGCUUUUCUGAAUCAAGUACUGAGUUACUUCUUUAUGUGUCAUGCUUAAACCCAAGCGAUUCAUUUCAUGCUUACGAUGAGAGGAAAUUGAUAUGUCUAGCAGAGCUAUAUCCAAGUGAUUUUUCUAUAAUUGAGAUUGUUGCUCUUAAAAGUCAAUUAUCAACGUACAUUAUUGAUAUGCAGACUAUUGAAGAGUUCUCCUCUCUAAGAAGCAUUGAUGAUCUUGCAAAGCAGAUUGUUAAGUUCAAGAAGAAUGACGUGUAUCCUCUAGUUUACAGACUUAUUAUUUUAGCAUUAACUUUACCAGUUGCUACUGCUACAGUGGAGAGAGCAUUUUCAGCCAUGAAAAUUAUCAAAUAUCGAUUGCAUAGUAGGAUGGGUGAUGAUUGGUUGAACGAUUGCCUUGUGCCUUACAUUGAAAAAGAUGUGUUUGAUAUGAUUCUCAAUAAAGAUAAUGUCAACACCAUUAAGUAUGAGAAUAGUAUUGAGCAUGUAAAUACUGAGACAAGAAGACUUGAUGAUGAUCUUCACUCUUAUGUUGGUUGUCAUCCUGCGAAUGAGAAUAAUACAUAUAAUGAUAAUAUUGAGAUUGAUGAAGAGGUUGAAAGACUUCGUUCCUUCGCGUACGAGUGGAUUCUUCCGCUCCGCUCUUCAUUGCUGUUCGACUUUGCUGCAACGAGUCGUGUCUUCGGCUCCUUCGACGAUGUUUCCUUCCUUUCAGAUCGGCAGUCACGACAUUUCGAAAAUGUUCCUGUUGGAGCGAUAGUAAUGACGGGAGCUCGCUCGCUGUCAAGACAACCUUUAGAGGCUAUGUUCACAUCUACACAGUGGUUGAGUUGUGCUUGGGCGAAGAAGGCUGAGGGAAAAGAGAUUAGAAAGAUUGUUUUAAAUGACAGAUUUUGGCAAAGUGUCUUAUAUGCCGUUACAACCACUAGACCUUUAGUUCAUGUUUUAAGGAUGGUGGAUGCUGAGAAGAAGCCUGCAAUGGGUUUCAUCUACAAUGCCAUGGAUGAAGCCAAAUAG
Messenger RNA from Dendrobium catenatum, 2319 nucleotides. RefSeq names its product zinc finger MYM-type protein 1-like. The transcript is spliced from 4 exons. The coding region runs from base 1 to 2319 and encodes 772 amino acids. NCBI's taxonomy places the organism in Eukaryota, Viridiplantae, Streptophyta, Magnoliopsida, Asparagales, Orchidaceae. Gene Ontology annotation, molecular function: protein dimerization activity. The record is from RefSeq and is a predicted model, not a curated record.